Racocetra fulgida is the source of this 211-nucleotide messenger RNA. NCBI's taxonomy places the organism in Eukaryota, Fungi, Glomeromycota, Glomeromycetes, Diversisporales, Gigasporaceae. The record is from the annotation of a GenBank genome assembly.
AUGACCUCUGUUAGUAUUGUUUGGAGUUCUAUAAGGGAGUGUGCGCUUCUCGUUGCCGACCCCGAGCUUUCGGGUUUUAACCGAGAUCGCACCAAAAGAAGUCGAUCACCUGAUAAAAAAAAAUCGCGUGACUUGAAUUUGGAGAGGUGGCGUGAAAUAAUUACAAAAAAAGUGCCCGAGAAAAAACUGCGGCCGGACUAUUCCGAAGCUA